UGAUGACAUCACGGGGGGGUCACCAUCCCCAGACUGACUUGUGCUCCAAAGCUUCUGGCUCUCAUGCACCCCUAAGUCCUGACAGCCAAGAGAUAAGACUGUGGCGACAGGACGUCCUGAGAAUUAUCAGCAAACACGCAUAUGUCUACGUGUUCACGUCGUGCAGACGUGCGUUCAUUACGGCGUCCAGCGAUAAUCUAAAUUAAGAAAAAUAGUCCAAAAGUGUGUAGAAACAUCUGCUAGCAUAAGAAACGACACCAGGAAGUCAAUUAAAAUUAAAUAUGCACCAAUAUAGUUAUGCAACAGUUCCAUUUAUGGUGUUAAAUUUGCAUUCUUUGUAUCAUGACCAAUCACAUCCUACUAUGCAUAUCCUUCCAUCAACAACUACAAAUAACAUGCUCUUUAUUGGCCUGUGGUUUAUUUAGUACUAAACCCUAUGAGGAAAUGUGUAGAUAAUUUGUGUUUGUAAACAAUAAUAAUAAUACACAUAUGUAGGGGAAACUCAUAGUCAACUCAAAAUACAGAAAUUCAUUAAUGUUUAUUCUUAUCUGACUAUGCAAAGUUUUUGCAUAUUAAAGGUCAAACUGGGAAGAACAACCAUUGGGUUCUUGUGGUUCAAGAGGUUGAAUAUUUACAGAGUAUUGAGAGAAUAUAACAAUGUAUAACAUGAAAACGUUUAUUUUGGAUAAUAAAUAGCUAAGCCAGGAUAGACCAGAAACAUCUCUUUCAGAAAAGCCUGUUUUGCAAGUGGAACUUCUCCUGACAAGUAUCCUGAAUCACUGAUCCUGACAUUCAUACUAAACGUUUUUCAAAAAGUUUUAUAAUAUCAGACCAGGCACGAGUUAACAUAGAGGAAAUUUACCAUGUUACAAUUGACAAAAUGAGGAGAUUUGCUUAUGAAGACAAUGUGAUGCGUCACAUGUGCACUAACCAAACUACCCAGUGUGAAACUGAGCAAAUAGGAAGUUGCAAAGUUCUCAGUCAAAAAGCAUGAACUGUUUCUCUUUUCAGUAAUAUAAUAGUUUUCAUUUGUAACAUACUCAAAACUUGCUAAAUAAACACCAUCUUUAGUAUCUAAGUGGUUUCCCAUAUUAACAGGAUAAGUUAAAAAUGAGUCCCCUGUGAAAGAUGCACCGUUUCGCUCAUGUAUCAGUGUGAACAUCACAGGAAGUGUGAGAUGCAGACCUAAAAUCUUUACACCAUGCCACCAAAGAAGAAAGGGAAAGGAAACAGCAAAAAGGAAAAGCCCAAAAAGAGCACUCCAGAAAAAGAUGAUGGACUUUCAGAGAAGUACCGGAGAAGUGUCUUAGACGUGGCUGUUUUAAAAGAACAUCUUGCCCUGAGGAGCAGUGUAGCGCAUCAGGCUACAGCGGUGAGAGAUGACUUGAAAAGUCAAAUCAGAGAUCUGGAGCAGGUGCUCAGUCAGGAGAGAUCAGACAUGAAGGACAUCACUGCAGAUCUCAACUGUCAAUAUAAGUCCAUGGAAACAGACCUGCAGACUAAAGUGAACAGGCUUGAAGUGAGCGUGGACUUGCUUGAGACGCAGCUCGCCGAGUGUCAGGUUAAAUUAAAAUCGGAAAGAGAGCGGCGAGAGAAGACGGAAGCAGAAAAAGACGCCAUCAUUUCUGACCUCCAAAGCAAACUGGACCGCAUGGAGAGUGAGUGUGAGAAGAUACUGCACGGCUGUCUGGACAGUUUGCUCUCUCACCUGGCUGAGACACGGCUGCAGUGGGAAGAACAGAGCACGGUCGUUCAUCAGGAAGUCAAGGACAUGCUCAGUGACUUUGGGAUAAACCCGCUUCACAUAUGAGGACAUCUUCAGCUGAGCACUGUGACCAGGACCAAGACAUCUGACCUUAGACAAUGAAGAAAUUGCAUGUAUAUUGCACAAGCCAUGCAGGGCUUUCAAACUGGGCUCCAGGGAGAUAUAAAACAUUUUUUUUUUUUUUUUUUUUUUAAGAAAUUGAUACUUUUAUUCAGCAAAGAUGCAUUAAAUUGAUCAAAAGUGACAGUAAAGACAUGUAUAAUGUUACAAAAUAUUUCUAUUUCAAAUAAAUGCUGUUUUUUUUUUUUUUUUUUUUUUUAACUUUCUAUUCAUAAAAUAUUCCUGAAAAAUGUAUUAUGGUUUCCAGAAAAAAGCUGUUUUCAAUGUUUCUCAAGCAAUAAAUCAGCAUAUUACAGGACCAUAACCUCCAUAGACACUGAGGGGGACAAGUCCCCCCCAAUAAUUAGAAAUGGCCAAAUUGUCAAUAUUUGAAAUUCUAACAAUAUAUUUAACGCAAAUUCAAGACAUGGUUACAGCCUUGUCAUAUUAGAUUGAUUUCUGAAGGAUCAUGUGACACUGAAGACUGGAGUAAUAAUGCUGAAAAUUCACCUUUGCCAUCACAGAACUAAAUUACAUUUUCAUUGUGUUUUAGUUGUCGAUACUGUUCACAUUUUACAUUUUGAAUUAUGAAAUAUAAUGAUCAAUUUUACCAUA
Molecule: messenger RNA, 2479 nt
Organism: Ctenopharyngodon idella (grass carp)
Lineage: Eukaryota; Metazoa; Chordata; Actinopteri; Cypriniformes; Xenocyprididae
Gene: drc12
Product: coiled-coil domain containing 153
Exons: 7
Coding region: 1202-1810 (202 amino acids)
Source: RefSeq, a predicted model, not a curated record